UGUUCCUGUCCUAGCUUAGCUGUUGGCAAAACAACAUGAGCGAGUCCUUGAAACGCAGUGCAGACGAGCUGGGCGGGCACGAAGACAAUGGAGACCGCGACUACAAGCAAGCGCGUAUCCCCGACCGCUUCGAGGCGUGUGAUCCACGGCUACGCGACCGCAUUGACCGGAUGGUUGCCGGUGGACUGGUUCGCGCCGAUGAUGUCGACGACAAGUGCCUCGACCUGCUACGGUCCCUGACCGUCGAGGACGGCAUCAGCGUGAUCGACCAGUUCGAGCGGGCGGUGCAGAACGGCGGGGUGAAGAACAAGAGCGCCUACCUCGCGGGUGUGGCCACGCGCCACAAGCACUUUGGCCAUGGCCCCAAGCUGGCCAAGGAGGUGCAGCACCGGCUGGAGUCGCUGUACCGCUCCGGCAAGAUGCGGGACACGGUGUUUGACGGCAAGGUGCUAGAGGCCAUCAACGACCUGGACGUGGGUCUGGCGCUGCGCAUCAUCGACACCUUCGAGGCGAAGGACCUGGAGGACGCGCGCAACCUCAACGCGCUGUUCAUGUCCACCAUAAAGAUCACAAAGGAGCAGAUAUCGCGUGAACGUUCCUAUGGCAUGCCGCCGCCGCCGCACGGCUACCGCGAACCGCUGCCGCCGCCGCACCACCACCACCACAUGCCCCCGCCUCCGUACGGAAUGCCCCCGCCGCCGCACUACGGAUCGCCCCCGCCCCCUUAUGGCGCGCCACCGCCGCCGUAUGCCGCUCCCCCGCCGCCGUAUGGUGCACCCCCGCCGUACGCGCCGCCAAUGCACGCGCCGCCACCGCCGCCGCACGCAGCACCGCCGCCCCGGCGCCACUACGGUCCGGAGCAGUCGGCGGCGGGCGUGCGCAUCGACGAGCUACACAACCUGAGCGUGCACGCGCCGUACGUGCCGCCCCAGGUUGCGCUGUCGCUGCAGCGCGCCUGGGACAGCGGCAACCGGCUUGUGUCGUUGCUGGAUGACGGGUCGUGGAAGGCGCUGGCGGAGCUGGAGCCGCACUUCGGACUGCAGGUGGUCACUGAGGUGGUGGAGGCGAUGAACAACCAGCAGAUUCGCAACUGCAACGCCUUCCUCAUCUCGGUGGCGAAGAAGUUCCUGACUGGCGGCGUGUCGCCCUCGGGAGCCCCCGGCGGCCCCGGCGGCCCUGGUGGCUACGGUGGCGGCGGCUACGCGGGAGGCGGCGGCGGUGGCUAUGGUGGUGCUGGCGGCGGCUAUGGCGGCGGCCCGGGUGGCCCCGGUGGGCCGGGCGGCCACCAGAAGGGCGUGCCAGCGCUUAACAAGCUGCAAGGCGUGCUCGCGCAGCGCGCGCAGGACCUGCUGACCCAGCACGCGGGCGUGCUGCGCGACAGCCAUUUCGACGAGGUGGUGGUCAGCCAGCUGCAGCGGCUGCCGGAGCACGAGUCGCUGGAGGUGCUGGCGGAGAUCGGGCGGCACGAGCUGGUGGGCGUCAAGAACGUGCCCGCCUACAUCAUGGGCAUCAUCAACCGCUACAAGCGCGGCGGCGCGCGGCCCGGCCACUAAGCAGGCCCCGGGCCGGCCUGUUAUGGCUGCUGGGAGCUUGGCGGCGUGAGGGGUGUGGGCUUGGCGGGCUAGCCGGGUGCAGAGCAAGGCGUUUGGUUUUCGGUGAGGUUUGUUGUUGAGGCGCAGUGGAGCCACAAGGCGCGCAUUCGCACGGGAAGUGCAUCAGCUUACGGUUAUAGUCAUGGGUGGACGAGUGCUGAACGUACCUCUACACAUGUGAAUGAGGUUGGGAUGGCGACACAGGGCCGGGGGAGGAGGAGGGGCGGCUGGGGGCCGCACCCAUUGAAGGCUGUCUGUCCAACAACGCUGGCCGUUGGGCGCGCCGGUAGAUGCAUGAGGCGGGACCCGGACCUGGUAAUCAUGUGUGGCAUCAGCUGCAGCGGCCACCGUGGCUGGUUGCCAUGCGGCGCGGAUGGCGUGAUUUUGGGAUAGGGCUGUGUGGGUUCCGGUGACAACCCGGUAGACUGUAGUGCUGGGCUUGCGGGUUCGUGGCAUACUAUCAUUGCGGCCAUGGCUACCUGGGAGGCUAGGGCAUGGAGCGUGAGGGUGCGCGACAUGUGCGACGUUAUAGGACAGUGUCCCAAAAGAGGAAUGGCGGUGCCGUGCGUAACCGGAUGUGGCCGAUCAAGAAUGGGUGUGCGAUGGGACAGUGUCAAGGCAGGUUGGUGAAGUCCCGCAGCAGGGUGCAGCUGAUUACCAGACCCCAGAAGAUGGCAAACACUUUGCAACGGCAGGGCUGGAGUGCGCGGCUGGUCGAACGCCGGAGUCACUGUACCGAGAAGUUGCUGGCUGGCUGAAAGUUUGCUGAUGCGCAUUCCUCACGCUCCGGGCGCCCGGCCAGGCGAUAGCACCACACAGACACACCGCAACGCCACACUCGCGAUGCAGAGCCGCAGCGCACCUGCGGAAGAUGACCAGCUGUGUGGGUGUGGGUAUGUGCAGAUUGUUGAUUGGGAGCCGGAUAGCCGGGGCAGGUUAUGCACGUGCGAUGUUCGGCCGUGCGGAGGUGCGGCAAAGUUGAGCAACGUGUGCCGCGGAGUGCAUGCAGAGCAUGUCGAAUGAGAAUUUAGGUAAUGGGUACGUGCCGAGCAAUGGUCGGCGUGUUUUUGUUCGGAGCGACCGAGCGCCGGCAUGGGACUGGGGGGCGGUGUGACGGUCCGAACUUGCAUACUGUUUCUUUCUGGCAGUUGCUAUGUAAGCCACAGGCUUUGCAGAAUCCGUUGUGGUUCAUGUUGGACCUGCUACGCGGAAUGCUGCUUGCCAGCAGGUGGACCAAACGCUGGGAACGUGGCAUGCCAACCCUGCCGCUGUCCAGGCACACGCUGCUACCUGCAGUUCAAUUUCUGUAACAGCCCUAGGCC
Messenger RNA from Chlamydomonas reinhardtii, 2914 nucleotides. RefSeq lists its product as uncharacterized. The record is from RefSeq and is a predicted model, not a curated record. Lineage: Eukaryota; Viridiplantae; Chlorophyta; Chlorophyceae; Chlamydomonadales; Chlamydomonadaceae. Bases 171 to 1553 code for a protein of 460 amino acids. The transcript is spliced from 10 exons.